UUAUGACACACAGCAGCAUCAUGGUGGAUGUAAGCAAGUGGCCAAUAUUUACCUUACUGUCACCUCAAGAAACGGCAUCUAUUCGGAAAGCGUGCGUAUUUGGUACAUCAGCCAAUGAAGCUAUAUACAUAACGCACAAUGAUGAGGUAUUUGUUUUUGGACUGAAUUGCAGUAAUUGUUUGGGAACUGGAGAUAAUCAGAGCACAAUAGUACCAAAGAAAUUAGAAGCCUUAUGUGGAAAGAAGAUUUCCAGCCUCAGUUAUGGAAGCGGACCCCAUGUUGUACUUUGCACUGAAGAUGGUGAAGUGUAUGCUUGGGGACAUAAUGGUUACAGCCAACUCGGGAAUGGCACAACUAAUCAGGGCAUUACUCCUGUUCAAGUUUGCACAAAUCUGUUAGUAAAGAAAGUGGUGGAAGUAGCUUGUGGCUCUCAUCAUUCCAUGGCGCUGUCAUUUGAUGGGGAUCUGUAUGCUUGGGGCUAUAAUAACUGUGGUCAAGUUGGAUCUGGAUCUACAGCAAACCAGCCAACUCCUCGUAGAGUUUCAAACUGUUUACAGGGUAAAGUGGUAGUUGGCAUCGCUUGUGGUCAGACCUCCUCCAUGGCAGUAGUAAACAAUGGCGAGGUGUAUGGCUGGGGUUACAAUGGUAAUGGUCAGCUAGGUCUUGGAAACAACGGCAAUCAACUAACACCAUGCAGAGUGGCAGCGUUACAUGGUGUGUGUAUCCUCCAGAUUGCCUGUGGCUAUGCACACACACUAGCACUAACAGAUGAGGGCUUGCUCUAUGCCUGGGGAGCUAACACUUACGGGCAGCUGGGAACUGGCAAUAAAAGUAACCAGCUAAGCCCGGUGCAGAUCAUGAUGGAAAAAGAAAGGGUUGUGGAGAUUGCAGCCUGCCACUCUGCUCACACAUCGGCUGCCAAGACCCAGAGUGGCCAAGUGUACACGUGGGGCCAGUGCCGUGGGCAGUCCGUGAUCCUUCCCCACCUCACACACUUUGCCUGCACUGAUGAUGUGUUUGCUUGCUUUGCUACCCCAGCCGUUAUGUGGCGUCUUCUAUCAGUAGAGCAUGAAGACUUUUUAACAGUAGCAGAGUCUCUGAAGAAAGAGUUUGACAGCCCAGAAACCUCAGACCUAAAGUUCCGUGUGGAUGGAAAGUACAUCCAUGUCCACAAAGCUGUUCUGAAAAUCAGGUGUGAACACUUCAGAACCAUGUUCCAGUCAUACUGGAAUGAGGAUAUGAAGGAAGUGCUAGAAAUAGACCAGUUUUCUUAUCCUGUGUAUCGUGCCUUUCUUGAGUACUUGUAUACAGACAGUGUGGACCUUCCGCCUGAAGAUGCAAUAGGGCUUUUGGAUUUGGCUACUUCGUACUGUGAAAAUAGACUGAAAAAACUGUGUCAGCAUAUUAUCAAGAGAGGAAUUACUGUGGAAAAUGCCUUUUCAUUGCUCUCUGCUGCUGUCAGAUACGAUGCAGAGGACUUAGAGGAAUUCUGCUUUAAGUUUUGUGUCAAUCAUUUGACAGAAGUGACACAAACCACAGCAUUUUGGCAAAUGGAUGGUCCUCUGCUAAAGGAAUUCAUUGCUAAAGCCAGUAAAUGUGGAGCAUUUAAGAACUGA
This is a messenger RNA of Nestor notabilis (Kea), 1616 nucleotides long. RefSeq names its product RCC1 and BTB domain-containing protein 1. Lineage: Eukaryota; Metazoa; Chordata; Aves; Psittaciformes; Psittacidae. The transcript has 11 exons. Gene Ontology annotation, molecular function: protein binding. The record is from RefSeq and is a predicted model, not a curated record. Bases 3 to 1616 code for a protein of 537 amino acids.